Molecule: messenger RNA, 1665 nt
Organism: Drosophila innubila
Lineage: Eukaryota; Metazoa; Arthropoda; Insecta; Diptera; Drosophilidae
Gene: Rpn5
Product: 26S proteasome non-ATPase regulatory subunit 12
Exons: 4
Coding region: 172-1665 (497 amino acids)
Cellular component (GO): proteasome regulatory particle, lid subcomplex; nuclear proteasome complex; cytoplasm
Source: RefSeq, a predicted model, not a curated record
CAAAUUUCUGCAGAGUUUUAAUCGAAAUUCACCGCAUUUAUUUGCUUCAGCCCGAAUUAAAAGUAUAUUUUUAAAACAGCUACCGCUGGAAAGUGCGGCAAAAAGUUUUAUUUACUUCUAUAAAUAUUAAUAAAUAGGCUUCGUUCGAGUUCGACGUAACAAAAUCUCAUCAUGGAUACAUAUUUGUUUGAUGGAGGUCGUAUUACCAAAAUGGAGGUGGAUUACGAACCCGCCUGCAAUGAGAAAAUCCCACUGGCCAAGGAACUCGCCAAAAAGAAUCCCGAUGCCUUUCACGAGUCCAUCGAAAUGAUGCUGCAGUUGGAGAAACAAACCCGUCUGGGCGCAGACAUGGUCUCCUGCUCCCGUGUCCUUGUGGCUAUCUGCCAAAUAUGUCUCGAGGCAGGCAACUGGAAUGCAUUGAACGAGUACGUGUCGUUGCUGGUGCGUCGUCGUUCGCAGCUAAAGCAGGCGGUGGUUAAGAUGAUACAGGAAUGCUACACAUAUGUAGACAAGACACCCGACAAGGAGACCAAGCUGAAGCUGAUCGAUACGCUGCGUUCCGUUACCGAGGGCAAGAUCUAUGUGGAAAUUGAACGUGCCCGUCUAACGAAAAUCUUGGCGGACAUUAAAGAAGCCGAUGGCGAUGUCGCUGGCGCUGCGGCUGUCAUGGAAGAACUACAGGUGGAGACCUAUGGUUCCAUGGACAAGCGUGAGAAGGUUGAGCUCAUUUUGGAGCAAAUGCGCCUGUGUCUAUUGAAGGAGGACUAUGUGUCUACUCAGAUCAUUGCCAAGAAAAUCAGCAUUAAGUUUUUUGAUGAUCCGGCUCAGCAUGAUCUCAAGCUAAAAUUCUACAAUUUAAUGAUACAGCUAAAUCGGGAAACAUCGUUCCUAAAUACAUCUCGUCACUAUCAGGCGAUUGCCGAGCCACCUCGUAAAAAAGCCCCGGUACCCAUGGAGUCGUCUACCUCUGAUGAAAAAAAAAAGAAUGAGGACAAGAAGGUAAAGGAGGAAGAUGAUAAGAAGUCGGAAACCGCGAAUGCUGUUGAGCUCGAAACCGAACUGACAGAUGCACAGAAAAAGGAACUGACAGACAAGCUGGUCUGCGCUGUGUUGUACUGUGUAUUAGCUCCAUAUGACAACGAACAGAGCGAUAUGAUGGCGCAUUUAUCCAAGAACAAAAAGCUGGAAGAUGUGCCUGUCUAUAAGGAAAUACUGCGUCUGUUUAUGUCAAAAGAGCUAAUUAAUUUCGAUACUUUUAAUGCAGACUUUGGCAUGGUUUUAGCCGAGAACGAAAUGUUUAAGGAUAGCACCAAGCAUGGAAAGAAAUGCAUCACUGAGCUAAAAGAUCGUCUGAUAGAGCAUAAUAUUCGUAUAAUUGCGAUGUAUUAUUCACGAUUGCAUUUGGCGCGCAUGAGUGAGCUCCUGAAUUUGCCCACAAAUCGCUGUGAGGAAUAUCUGUCCAAGUUGGCUAAUACCGACACAAUACGUGUCAAGAUCGAUCGACCUGCUGGCAUCAUUUACUUUACUACAAAGAAGAGUGCAUCCGAUAUACUGAACAAUUGGGCAACCGAUGUGAAUCAGCUUAUGUCAUUGGUCAACAAAACCUGUCACUUGAUCAACAAGGAAGAGUGCGUCUACUCAGUUAUGUGUGCUGUCGAGGAUUAG